This is a messenger RNA of Fonticula alba, 2631 nucleotides long. RefSeq lists its product as hypothetical. The transcript is spliced from 5 exons. Gene Ontology annotation, molecular function: hydrolase activity, acting on ester bonds. The record is from RefSeq and is a predicted model, not a curated record. Bases 24 to 2339 code for a protein of 771 amino acids. NCBI's taxonomy places the organism in Eukaryota, Rotosphaerida, Fonticulaceae.
CCCCUCCACAUGCAGCCCCAACAAUGCCAGGCUCUCGUCCCGAGUCGCGAUUCUCCCCAGCCCAGUACUUCGACUACCGCGGCCUGAAGGAGAUCCUGGCCAAGUUCGUCGACGGUGCGGUCGGCGAGUCGGCCCACCACGAUGACGAUGUCGAUGACCCGGCCGUCGCGGCGGCCGACAACUACGACUCCCACGACACCGUCGACAAGUCCAAGACCCCGGUGGUUGGAGCCAGCCUCGCCACCCUGCGCCGGGCGGACCCGGCCACUCCGGCCUCACCCGGGCCCGCGGCCGCCGGCACCGGGACCACCACCACCGGCAUGGUCUCGGCCGCCGGGGCCGCCGCCUCGGCUGCCGUCACCAACGCCACCACCUCUCCCCUCCCGGCGGACAAGCAGAAUUCCCCCCCUUCCGCACGGUCGGCCUUCCCCGCCAACCACUCCCUCCAGUCCAAGCCCCUGCGCGUGGCCGUUGAUCAGGCCCGGCGGACGUCCCGCGAGGACCCGUACGCCAGCAGCGCCCCCGGCACUCCGGGCGGCACCUGCUCCCUCUUCGGCGCCAGCAACGCCAUCCCCCUCUCGCGGGCAACCAGCAACCCGCACAUCAUGGAGUCUCUCAUGGGCACCGCGCUGCAGCUGGAUGACGGUGUGGGCCGGGGCUCCCCGGCCGCCCCGUUCAAGCCCUUCGUCCUGCCGCCCGAGAAGAAGGAGAUCGCCGACCAACUGAAGGAGGCCCUGCGCAACGAGAUCAACAAGGUGUCCACCGUGUUCGACGGCUACCGCGAGGAGAUCAAGAAGAAGCGCGAGCAGUGCGAGAAGGAGCUCCUUCAGUUUGAGGCCAGCCUUUCUCCCAGUCUCCGCGGUGACAAUAGCGCCUCCACCGACCCGCUGCAUUCGUCGAGUGUCGCCUCCACCGAGUCCGACGGCACGGCCUCCUCUUCAUCGCACUCCUCCUCCGGAUCCAUGUCCCUGCGCAACUCCUCCCAGCACUCCUUCUCCGCCCUCCUGGCGCAGACCGUGGACCCGCUGCCGGAUGAGCUGGUGUCCAAGGUGACCAGCCUGUGCGAUCUGGCCGACGAUCUUGUCGCCUACGCCCUGACCAAUGAGCAGGCCUGCACCAAGUUCAUCAAGAAGUGCGAACGCCGUGCCCCGACCGCCGGCGUGUUGGCCUCCCUGGCCCGGUGUGUCCGCUCGGCCAGCUUCACCAGCUCCAUUGCCGACAUUCGCGAGGUGGCCACCUGGGCGCGGAAGAUCGCCAUCGACUCGCGGCCCAGUAUCGAGGGCAUGGACCCGUCCCCCUCGCACGUUUUCUCCGAGUGUGCCACCACCAUGGUUGACCCGAUCGAAAGCGUCCCCACCUUCACCACCCUCGACCUUAACUCCCUGCCGUCCGGGCGCGUGUCGCGCAUGUGGAUCGCCCUGGCCACCGAUGGUCUGGGCUUGCCCAUUCGCGUCCCGGUCAUGGUGGCCAAGGGCGUCAAGCGCGGCCCGGUCCUCGGCAUCACGGCCGCCCUGCACGGCAACGAGCUCAACGGCAUUCCCCUCAUUCACCGCCUCUUCCGGGAAAUUGACUGCACCGAGCUUUCCGGCUGCCUGGUGGCCGUGUCCAUCGCCAACCCUCCGGGCUUCCUGCGCCAGCAGCGUGGCUAUCUCGACGGGUCGGACCUCAACCGCCUGAUGCCGGGCAAGCCCACCGGCACCGCCGGCCAGCAGUACAGUUACUACCUGCUGGAGCGCAUCGUCAAGAAGUUCGACUACUUGCUGGACAUGCACACCGCCUCCACCGGCCGUGUCAACUCGCUCUACGUCCGCGCGAACAUGAUCAACCCGGUCACCGCCAAGAUGGCCAUCCUCCAGCACCCGCAGAUCAUCGUCCACAACACCGGCCCCGAUGGGUCGCUUCGUGGCGCGGCUCACGCCCUCGGCAUCCACGCCAUCACCGUCGAGGUGGGCGACCCUCAGCGCUUCCACCGGCGCUUCAUUCACUUUGCCCACCUCGGUGUGGAGAACAUCAUGUGCCACUUGAAGAUGGUGCCUCGCCAGUCCACCCGCCCCGAGAAGGAUGCCGUCGUUUGCACCCGGUCCUUCUGGAUGUUCACCCAAUCCGGCGGCAUCCUGACCGUCCUGCCCGAGAUCAACGACUGGGUCCGGGCCGGCGAUGUGGUCGCCCGCGUGUACAAUGUCUUUGGUGACCUGAUCGCCCAGUACAUUGCCCCGGAGAAUGGCAUCGUCGUCGGCAAGAGCGUCAACCCGGUGUGCAGCUCUGGCGAUCGCAUCCUCCACCUGGGUGUCACCUCGGAGGAUGGCUUCGAGAGCCUGACCAAUGACGGCCACCUGUAAGUGUGUGCCCGGGGCUGGCAGCGUCCUUUGCCGUACGCACGUACGCAUGCGCACCCAUGUAUGAGCCAGCCCGUGCUCCGCUCGGCCUCCCCGUCUCCAAUGCGCCCCGGCGGCUGUUUUCCUUUCCGUCUGCCUUUCGUGUUACACACAGGAGACCAGUCGGGGAUGUGCGAUAUGGGGAGCGACACAAAGAGCCGGAGCCCGGAGAGGUCCCUGGUCGGCGCGUGCCCAUCGCGCUGCUGCUAUCGCUGCCUCGACAAGAAUGAAAACCAAUAAAAACGAAGCUUCACCA